AUGACGCCACCCGCGAACGCGAACGAACGAGUCGUCAUAGCCGAAUCUGGGGAUGUAUUGCUCACCCUACGCAACCCGGGUGCGCCCUUCGCUGUUUGGGAACGUGAAGCCGAAGAUGGCGAUGCAGCCAAUAAGUCUGUCAUCAAAGAAGAGGGCAAGGAAGAUGAGGAUGCAGACCAGGAUUUGAAGGCAGAAGGCCCGCCACAGAAGAAGAGAAGGAUGGCAGAAAGAUCGAGGCAGGGAGCAGAAAUUCAAGACGAUUUAGGGGACGAUCCAGAACGCCCUUGCUUUGUGUAUCAGGUCUCGUCUCAACACCUAAUCACAGCUUCGCCAAAGUUCAAAAGCGAGAUUAUGUCUUGGAGCGAAAACAACAAAGCAGACGAUGGGUUUUACUACAUGGAAACCGCAGACUGGGACUCAGAAGCAUUUGCUAUACUUUUGAACAUGCUUCAUCUCCGCUUCCGCCAAGUGCCCAAAGAGCUGAGUCUGGAGUUGCUCGCCAAAGUCGCCAUGCUAGUGGACUACUACCAAUGCUGGGAAGCGUUCGAUCUGAUCGCUAAUUUAUGGGUCACGAACGCUCAGAGGAAGCACCGAGUACCAUACACAUAUGGUCGCGAGCUCAUGAUGUGGAUGCUCGUCUCCUGGGUCUUCAAGUUGGACACGGUAUUUGACAGUACCACCAACGUAGCGCUGCGGAAAAACAACCGGCCGAAGAUCCAACAUAUGGAAUUGAGCAUUCCACCAGCUGGGCUCAAGCGAAGUGACUUCGUGGAUCGCGAUGAGGUUGAGACGGAGUAG
Molecule: messenger RNA, 798 nt
Organism: Alternaria novae-zelandiae
Lineage: Eukaryota; Fungi; Ascomycota; Dothideomycetes; Pleosporales; Pleosporaceae
Exons: 2
Coding region: 1-798 (265 amino acids)
Source: RefSeq, a predicted model, not a curated record